AUGUCAACGACCGCCGUACCAAAGUUCAGCCCUGGUGAAGCUGUGACGGAGAAAGAUGGGUUGAUCCAUGGCGUUUCGGCGCAGGAGCUGCAGGUUUUGGGCGAGCAGUGCUUUGAUGCUAGGGCGAGGGCUUAUUGCCCAUACUCGCUCUUCCGCGUCGGCGCAUCCCUCCUCCUGACCACCUCCUCCGCAACCGAUACUUCCGCAGCCCACACUAUCAUCGGCGCAAACGUAGAAAACGCGGCCUACCCCGUUGGAACAUGCGCUGAGCGUGUCGCCAUGGGUACCGCUGUCAUCGCAGGCCACCGCAUCGGAAGCUUCAAGGCUGUUGGUGUUACAACCGACAUCGACGACUUCUGCUCGCCGUGCGGAAUGUGCAGACAAUUCUUGCGCGAGUUCCUCGCACUAGAGACACCCAUCUUCAUGUUUAACAAGGAAGGAAAGUGGAUUGUGAGGACAAUGGGCGAGCUGCUUCCGCUCAGCUUUGGACCCGACGUGCUGCCACCAAGGGAAAAGCUGAGGCAGAACCAGGAAGAUGAUAAAGCGAAGACGGCAUAG
Messenger RNA from Alternaria ethzedia, 558 nucleotides. RefSeq lists its product as uncharacterized. Gene Ontology annotation, molecular function: cytidine deaminase activity; zinc ion binding. Lineage: Eukaryota; Fungi; Ascomycota; Dothideomycetes; Pleosporales; Pleosporaceae. The record is from RefSeq and is a predicted model, not a curated record. Bases 1 to 558 code for a protein of 185 amino acids. The transcript is spliced from 2 exons. Gene Ontology annotation, cellular component: cytosol.